CUUUUCUCUCGCCCAAACCUGUUCUCUACCAACAUGUGGCCUUUUUCAGAGAAGUACCCUACCAGAACCUUGGAAGAGAUAGCGUCCCGGGAAUUCGACUAUAUUGUUGUACGUGGCGGCACUGCGGGCUGCGUCGUCGCCUCUCGUCUGAGCGAAGAUCCGAACAAUCGCGUUCUGCUCCUCGAGCGUGGUCCUGCUAUAACGAGCUGGCUAUCCCGCGUACCUCUUCUCUCCCAAGACUUCAGAUUACCAACUGCUCCAGCAUACAAAUGGACUUCACAACCAUUGCAGGCGGCCAGCGAUUUGACAAAUAAGAUGGUCUCCGGCAAGGCCCUCGGAGGGACGUCGAAGAUCAACGCCAGCGUUUACCACAGGUCGACGCCGGCUGAUUACAACGCUUGGUCAAGCUUCGGUGUGAAUGGCUGGAGCUGGUCUGAAGUCGAACCGGUUUUUAACAAGUCCGAGAAAAGCCUCUCGCAUCCGAAUUCGCCUCAUCGUGGACAUGAUGGGCUAUGGAAAAACAGGGUACCUCCGAUCUAUUACAAGCACACGCCACAAAUCAUCGAAGCCUGUUCAAACAUCGGCAUUCCCUACCUGAAGGACGCGAACGAUCCGAAUGCGCAGUCGUUUGGAUGUACGCGCCUCGACGUUACGCUCGGGGAAGAUGGCUUGCGUCAGUCGUCUUUCGACGCCUUUCUUUCCCACGAGAUCGCCAUAGCUCGCAAAGGGAACCUUUUCGUAUGCCCGGGAGUCAUCACUACUUCUGUCCAUCUGCAGCAGACGGUCCAGGGUCCCACAGCAGUGGGCGUUCAGAUGGAAUACGAAGAUGCUGAUGACAAAGAUGCAUCUGUAUCCUUCUACGCGCGAGCUCGUCGCGAAAUCGUCAUAUCCUCGGGAGCUAUCGGAACCCCACAGCUCUUGAUGCUCAGUGGGGUCGGACCUGCUGAUCAUCUGACGAAUCUCGGCAUUCAUGUGCACAAAGACUUGCCGGGAGUCGGUAACGGCUUGCAAGACCAUUCGGGCGUUGCCGUGGAGUACAAAAUCCCCAAGUCCGAAACUCUUCACGCUGCGGAGAGCUCGAUGAUCCUCGUCAUUCGCGAGCUGAUCAAGUUCUUAGUCACCGGAACGGGCCUCUUCCUCUCGCCGAACCCCCAGGUCUCGAUCUUUGCCAUGUCCAAAACGUUGGACUUCACCUCAGACCUACUUGUCCGCGCUGACAAGCGCGACCUUGACGCUCAUAAUCCGGAGAAUAUCUGUGACAUCGAAAUUAUGCCGAUUCCUGCCAACGCACGCGACCCUCUCUUCAAGGACCGACUGAAGAAAUCUGAAGGAGGUUUCUCCUUCCUUUGCGCGGGGCUCCGCCCCAGAUCCACAGGAACAGUGCGCUUGAACUCGCUUGAUCCCCGAGCGAGGCCGGAGUGCGAUCUUCGAACAUUCUCCGAUGGCGAAGAUCUUGUCGUUAUGCGCAAGGCGGUUAGACUGGCUCUCAUGAUUGGUCGGAAAAUGCGCGAACAAGGUUAUCCUAUGAGCGACCUGCACGUCCCGAAAAGCGAAAGCGACGCGGAUCUAAACGAUUUCAUCGAGAAGGACGCGCAGUCGACGUAUCAUUAUUCUUCUACCUGCAGGAUGGCGCCAGAGAAACAGGGAGGCGUGGUGGAUGACCAGCUGCGGGUGUAUGGGAUCCAUGGACUUCGGAUUGCUGAUUCCAGCAUUUUCCCGACAAUUCCUGCCGCUCAUCUUCAGGCGCCAGCGGUCAUGAUUGGAGAACGAUGCGCGGCGUUCAUGAUGGGUUCCUGAAGUGGUGUCGCGCAAUGAGUUCCGUGUUUACUGAAGGAAAAGGUCAAGCUCGCGAGGGUUGACGAUAGCCGUGUGCACGCCAAUUUUGAUUUUGCAGAACUACGGAAAUGUCUACGCCUGAAAGGUUGCCUGUAUACGUUGCUACAUGUAAUUUGAUCCCGCAUCUGUAGUUACCCGUGUCCUAUAUACCAAGUCAUAUUACAUAUUGCACAGUC
Punctularia strigosozonata HHB-11173 SS5 is the source of this 2012-nucleotide messenger RNA. RefSeq names its product GMC oxidoreductase. The record is from RefSeq and is a predicted model, not a curated record. Gene Ontology annotation, molecular function: oxidoreductase activity, acting on CH-OH group of donors; flavin adenine dinucleotide binding. Bases 34 to 1797 code for a protein of 587 amino acids. The transcript has 9 exons. Lineage: Eukaryota; Fungi; Basidiomycota; Agaricomycetes; Corticiales; Punctulariaceae.